Molecule: messenger RNA, 2300 nt
Organism: Frankliniella occidentalis (western flower thrips)
Lineage: Eukaryota; Metazoa; Arthropoda; Insecta; Thysanoptera; Thripidae
Product: transmembrane protease serine 9
Exons: 14
Coding region: 87-1946 (619 amino acids)
Biological process (GO): proteolysis
Molecular function (GO): serine-type endopeptidase activity
Source: RefSeq, a predicted model, not a curated record
ACUGCCGUCCGAACAGCGGCGAGCGAGUCUAUAAAGCUGCGACGUCUUCUGCGGGCGCCCAGUGGCGCCCAGCCUUGCCCACCACCAUGAAGACCGCCGUCCUGGUGUACGUCGCCCUGCUGGCGGGCGUGGCCAGCGCACUGGCCACCAAAGAGGUGCCCAUCGCGAAGAAAGUCGGCCUGAAGCAGGUAUCCGGAUACAAGUCCGGUCUCAAGAUCUACAACGGAAAUGUUGCAAAGGCCGGCCAGUUCGCGUACUACGUGGCCAUGUACGUCAACAUGGAAGCAUUCUGCGGGGGCUCGCUCAUCCACCCCAAGUGGGUCCUGACCGCUGCUCACUGCGUGGAAGCAGGCUCCCUAUGGACGAUGUUCAUGGGUGCGCUUAGCAUGCAGCUGCCCAAGGAGGAGGGCCGGCAGGUGCACGUCAGCCGGGCCGCCUACCUGCACCCGGACUACGUCCGCUACGGUGACUUCGAGUACGACGACAUCUUCGUCAACGACGUCGGCCUCAUUCAGCUCCCGGACGCCGUCUCGAUGACCUCCAGCCGGAUCGGUGUGGUGAAUCUCCCCGAUCCCAAGGGAAAAUCGUUACUCAACAAGGAGCCGUAUGUGCCGGGCUUCGGUUUGGUCGGUGACGAAGUGAGCGUCAUCAGUAGCAAACUGAUGUACACCCAGCUCCCGGUCGCGAGCAGCGACCUGUGCUACAGCCACUACGGCAUCGCGGACCCGUCAGUGAUCUGCGUCGACACGAGCGACGUGAAGGCCAGCACGUGCGGCGGAGACGACGGCGGACCCAUGGUGCUUCAGGACGAGGGCAAAACGGUCCAGGUGGGGAUCACGAGCUUCUGGGCGCGCGCGGGCUGCACCGUGGGCAGCCCCGUGGGCUUCACCAACCUCGCCCAGUUCGUCCCUUGGAUCGAAGAGGCGACCGGCAUGCGUUACCCCUUCCCCAGCAGCUUGAGCCAGGAUGGCCGGCGGAGGGUCGGCGGCGGUCGGCGCGGCCCCGCGCGGGAACCGACGCUAUAUAGGGGACCUCGCCGCCGUCCGGCGGCUAGUGGAGCCGCCGCGAUGCUCGCCAUGAAGUUCCUGCCUGCUGUGCUGUGCGCGGCCGCCGUCCUGGCCUGCGCCGCCGCCUCGCAGGCGGAGGAGCAGCUGCCGGUCUUCUUCAGGGACGUCCCCGGCGCCCCCAGGUCGGCCGAGCCGAAGCAGGAGCAGGAGCGUCACGGGCUUGGCAUCUACAACGGGGACGUGGCCACCAGGAAGCAGUUCCCCUACCAGGCCGCGCUCUACAUCGACCUCAACGUGUUCUGCGGCGGCUCGCUCAUCCACGAGAAGUGGGUGCUCACCGCCGCGCACUGCGUCGAAGGGGGCAACAUCUGGUACGUGCUGUUGGGCGUGACGGAGAGCCUGACCCCGCGGCAGGACGGCAGGCGCACCUACGUGACCCGCGGCGGCAUCCGCCACCCGGACUACAACUCGCGCUACAUCCUCAACGACAUUGGCGUCAUCCAGCUGAUGCGGCCCGCCACUCUGAGCGAGUACAUCCAGACCGUGCCCCUCACACCGAAGAACGCGGUCUACAUCGGCACCAACCCUACCGUGUCCGGGUUCGGCCGCACUGACGACACCAACGCCUCCCCCAUCAGCCCCAUGCUCCGCUACACGACGCUGCCGGUGGUCUCCAACGACGUCUGCUCCGAUGCGUACGGCUCCGAGACCGGCAACCACCCCUCCGUCAUCUGCCUGCGCGCCGAGGGCAGCAGCUCCUGCAAGGGCGACAGCGGCGGCCCAUUGGUCCUCCAGGACGACAACGGGAAGACCUUCCAGAUCGGCACUGUGAGCUUUGGCGCCAGGGCGGGCUGCUCCGUCGGCAUGCCCGUCGGCUACGGCAACGUGUCGCUCUUCAUCGACUGGAUCUCCGAAACCACCGGCGUGGACUUCUCGUAGGCCCCCGGCUCGGCUCGGCCCGGCCGCGCGACGCGCGUAUCGACGUCAUGGGAUUUGCGGCUGAUCCACUCACGGAUGACGGACUGAAUGGCCGAGCCGCGCUGCACGCGACCGGGAUCAGGAUCAACCUUAUCGCCUUAUCGUGAUCCUGGCGCGGCGCCCGGUCGCGUUAGGCCCUGAGCCCGCCGACUACUUACCCACGCUGCAGUAAUCAGAGCUUCACUGAAGAGCCGGGCCAAGAUAAACAUACUUCCAGUAUUAAAAACUGGCGAAAUCGCACUGAUUUCACCGAAAUGACUGUGUUAAUUGGAGUUUUGUAUUAAACAGUUGGUCAAUAAAAACCCUUUUACCUAA